UGUCUUUGUCCUGGUUGGGAGUGCAUCUUCAUCUGCAUGACCAGAAGCUACACCGUACGUCUUACCAGAACGUCUCGACAUCUUCAUUAAACAAGCAUGGAAGAAGUCUAAAAUAAUGGAACCCAAGGUUUAUUUAUGUAAAGAUAGCAAAGGGGGAAGUUCUAUACCAGCUGCAUUUGAAAGAUGUUGCUUGUCCUACUUGGGCUGUAGAGACAACAGAAUGGAUGUUGGAUUUAGCUAUAACGAUGGAAAGCUUGAGAUCUAUCCAAGCGAACAAGGAAUACGCCUAGAGCACCCUCCUGGAUGUCCUUGUCGUUUUCUAACAGCCACAGAUAUAACAAGUAUUCCCUCUUCACCAAAGACGGAAGGAGUUGGCAUUGGAGUUUCCAUUAUAUUGCAGUCAUCAGAUAACUGUGUCUUACUAACGAGAAGGGCUAAACACAUGAGAACAUUUCCUUCUGUUUGGGUUCCUCCUGGAGGGCAUCUGGAUCCAGGAGAAACACUUUACCAAGGAUGUCUUAGAGAACUAAGAGAAGAAACAGGAUUAAGCUUUACUGAAGAAAGCCUGCAGUUUGCACCCCUGGGAUUAUGGGAGUCUGUCUACCCACCAUUGAUUUCUAUGGGACUACCAAGAAGGCACCACAUUGUAGUGUACCUGCUAGCCCGUGCCCAGCAAGACUGUUCAACUCUCCAGAGGAUGAUACAAUUUCACAAGGAUGAAGUGGAUGCUGUUACUUGGCUUGAUGAAUUUGUGGCAACUGAGGUAGCAUCUAGUGAUGAUUAUGGACAAUCUAGGAGGGUGCCACAGAAGUAUUUUGAGGCAUUAGUGCAUGGAAAGAAUGGACUUGAAGUCAUGAAGCUACCAUUAUCUAUACUGAUGGCAGUUCUUCCUCCAUCUCCUGCAGCUGAAACUGAGAGACUUUCGUCUGGAACAAAAUUUGCUCUGCGUCAAUGGCUUAAAUUCCUAUAUCCACCUCUUCCAGGGGGAAUAGAAAGAGCAGACUCAUUAGAGACAGUUUUUCUUACCAUAACUAAAAUGGGACAUCAACCAGUAAAGAGUCCAUUUUGGGCAGAUUAAUUGACUAUUUUUAGUUAGCAUUUUCCAAGCAGGGACUUAAUGAAAAUUUUUCUUGUGAAUCGAAAGGAAUGCCAUCAUUAGUUCUACUAGUAGCAUUUACGGUGUAGAAUUCAUAUUUUAUGGGUUCUCUUGGCAGAAUUAUGGGAAAUGCUUAUCAAAAUACAAUUCUCAAGUUCUCAAUUCUGAUUGGUUUACCUUAAGUUCAUUCAUAAGCUGUCUACCUAGGCUAGCCUGAAAAGGUUAUCGUAAACAGUCUGCAAAGUUCUCAAACAAGUUAAAGUUGAUAUAUGCAAAAUAUUUGUAAGUUAAAAUGAUCCUAAAUAAAAAUCUUGUCUUGUUUUGUCA
Messenger RNA from Actinia tenebrosa (Australian red waratah sea anemone), 1423 nucleotides. Its product is annotated as m7GpppN-mRNA hydrolase NUDT17. Gene Ontology annotation, cellular component: cytosol; peroxisome. The record is from RefSeq and is a predicted model, not a curated record. Gene Ontology annotation, biological process: NAD+ catabolic process; NADP+ catabolic process. Gene Ontology annotation, molecular function: NADH pyrophosphatase activity. NCBI's taxonomy places the organism in Eukaryota, Metazoa, Cnidaria, Anthozoa, Actiniaria, Actiniidae.